Plectropomus leopardus (leopard coralgrouper) is the source of this 2239-nucleotide messenger RNA. Its product is annotated as vesicle transport protein SEC20. NCBI's taxonomy places the organism in Eukaryota, Metazoa, Chordata, Actinopteri, Perciformes, Serranidae. Gene Ontology annotation, cellular component: endoplasmic reticulum; SNARE complex. The record is from RefSeq and is a predicted model, not a curated record. Gene Ontology annotation, molecular function: SNAP receptor activity. Gene Ontology annotation, biological process: retrograde vesicle-mediated transport, Golgi to endoplasmic reticulum.
AACAUGGCGUCCUCAGAUGUCCACGUCCGAAUAUGUGAACAAGAAAUACUCAAAUAUGACUUGGAAAUCAAAGCUCUCAUCCAGGACAUUAAUGAGUGCACGGGCCCUCAAAACAAGCUGACAGAACUGAACGCUGAAGUGAAAAAGAGUUUCCACAAUCUCAGGUUGCGGAUUCAGGAUUUUGAGCAGAUGGCCAUGGAGCAGGACAAAGAGUCAGACAAGCAAGCUUUGAUGAGUCAGGUGGAGGGACACAGAAAACAGAUGCUGAGUAACCAGACGGGUUGGAGGAAAGCCAACCUGGCCAGCAAACUGUCCAUAGACAAUAUGGAGAAACAGGCACUUCUUAAUGGAGGAGAUAGUGCUGUGAGACAGAGGAAGAUGACCAAAGAGGGCCUGGCUCAGACAACCAGUGACAUUACAGAGAACCUUAUGAGCAUCAGCCGGAUGAUGGCACAGCAGGUUCAGCAGAGCGAGGAGACCAUGACGUCAUUAGCAACCUCCUCGAGGACAAUCCAAGAGACCAAUGAGGAAUUCAAGACCAUGACGGGGACCAUCCAGCUUGGGAGGAAACUCAUCACCAAGUACAACCGCAGAGAGCUCACCGACAAACUGCUCAUCUUCCUGGCGCUCGCCCUCUUCCUCGCCACUGUUCUCUACAUCCUGAAGAAGAGACUGUUCCCCUUCCUAUAGACCAGGUACCUUUUUGAGGAGCUCUUACCACAUACAGUACUUUCCAUGGUCAAAUGAUUUAAACAACCUUCACUGCCUGGGUGUCAUAUUACACACACAUCACACAUGAGUGUCUGCUUGGUGGAAUGUGGACCACUCAUUCUGCUGAACUGUGACGUUGCUGAGAGUGAAAUAUUGUCCGGAAAAGGUGAAGAUAAACCUACACAACUGUAGUUCCAAGCAGUGUUUUAUUUAGUGAAAAGGCUCCUGUUCAUCAUACAAAGGGAACAUUUCAUCCCUCUGGGAAAGAAGAUGUACAUGUUGGUAGCGCAAAAUGUGUCAAAGGGCCAUAUUUGACGAGUAAGAGAGUAUUCCUGUGUAGUGCAUUUAAUGUAAUCAGCUGUUAGAGGAGAUGGACGACCCCGAUCAGUCUUUUAUACAUUCCCAGUACGAAUGUUGUUUUCAUAUCUUUAUUUCAUAUCAUAUAUUAGGUCCAUACUAUAGAACGCAAUUGUAUUGUCAGACACCUAAAAUAUCCUCUCAGUUUGCUUCAAAUGAUGCCAUGAUCAUAGAUAAUGUGUUGGUUAUGAAACUCAUCUUUGUGUGCGACACACAAUGGGCUCUUAGAGAUGGAAAAAAAAAUGUGAAUGCAAUUUUAGUAAAAUCUGACCUUCACAAAACAAGUGCCAAUACGCUUUUGUUGGCAUGAAUGUCCUUAAAACAAUGCUAUAGCUGUAUCCAUUAAUUGCUAUAAAACAAUAGUAGUAUUAGAAGUCAAAAUGUUAAGGACAUCUGUUUUGUAAAAAAAAUAGGACUUAAGAAGCAAACAGAAACAACAAGGGGCCUCCUUCAUACGUUCCUCACUAACUGAUGUUUUAACCAAACCAUUUUUCAUUACCUGUCAUUGUGCAAGUGAUGCAAUGAUGAUGAAACAAGCAUUUUGCUUAAUUGUUAUUUAUAAGGAUAGAACUGUAUAAUUACUAUCAGGAAUAAUUUAUUACAGUAAUAUGAUAACUCAAUGCUAUAUUAUGAAAUUAUAAUACUGUAAUGGCUUUUAACUUUGAUCCAAACCCAACUGCACUCUCUCAGUUUGUGUUUCACCAGCUGGAUAAUCAGAGCAGUGCUUGCACUUGUGUAUGCACUUCAAAUUUAUGUUUUAUUCAGUUAGUGUGCGCACUUGUCUCCGUGUCGGCCCAUGUAAGCUCGGCUCUGUUCUGCAGCGGAGCAGAAAAGCUCAGAAAAGUCAGUGCCAGUGAUCACACUGGCAGAGAUCUAGCAGCAUGCAUCUCUGCCUUUCUUCAGAUAAGACCCGGAAAAGCAGAUUAUUCCGACCCGUUUCCCUCUCCCUUUCCACUGUGGGUGGAGGGUGAGGAGGGAUAUUUUUAGGUUUGUGUGGCGCUGUUAUCUGACGUUGCCUUUUCAACACCUUGGAGGAGAGGGUGGCCAGAGGAGCUACAUGACCUUGCUACCCUGUCUGCAAUUGCCUGGCAUUGCCAUUCUUUAUUUUAUAUAUCUAAAUGUUGUCAGUAUUGAUUUAUCAAUAAACACAGUCUUCUGGCUUGAUGUUUGA